Anolis sagrei ordinatus is the source of this 410-nucleotide messenger RNA. The record is from RefSeq and is a predicted model, not a curated record. Lineage: Eukaryota; Metazoa; Chordata; Lepidosauria; Squamata; Anolidae.
AUGUGUUUAUAAUGGACACAAUCGGUGGGGGAGAAGUAAGUCUGGGUGACCUUGCUGAUCUCACCGUCACCAACGACAAUGAAUUGAGCUGUGAUCUUUCAGACAGUAAAGAUGCGUUUAAAAAGACCUGGAACCCCAAGUUUACCCUGCGGAGCCACUACGACGGCAUCCGGGCCUUGGUUUUCCACCACGUGGAGUCGGCCCUGGUCACGGCGUCCGAGGACGGCACUCUCAAGCUGUGGAACCUCCAGAAGACGGUGGCAGCCAAAAAGAACGCGGCUUUGGAUGUAGAACCAGUCUAUGCAUUCAGGGCACACAGGUGUGUAUAUCUCUCUGUGUGUCUGGGGUCUGCAAGGCUUAUGGAUAUGAUGUCUGACUUUAAAAAGGUCCUUUAAUCUUUCCCAAACUUC